AUGGACGGCCUCCGUCUCCGGGGGGACAUCGAGGUCACCUUCUGCACCGUCCAACCACCGCAGGUCUCCUACCUCUGCGUCCACACCACCGCCACCGACCACACUGUGUUCGCCGUCCGGCCUAAUAUAGUUGCCACAGAGACUGACGGCGGCCUCGUCCUCCUAUGCGUCGCCGUCGGCGACCGCCCAUCCGAUGCCAUGUUUCGCCACAAACGACACUACUUCGUCUACGACGCCAGCGUCCCCGAGCUCAAGCACAUCAAGCAGCCCGGCGACGACCACCCAGUCAACGAGCGGUCGUUCGCCAUUGUGCGCAAACCUGACCGCAGCUACGUCCUCGCCGCACAAGCCGGUGUGUUCUUCGGAUACCGCAACCCUUCUGCUCACCUCUGCCUGUAUAACUCCGGUACCAACUCCUGGAGCAAACUGCGGGUGAAUGUCGAUUCAGUCCCCUACGACGAGUUCAUCACAUACAAUGCAUUCACCGUCGGAGGAGAUAAAGGCACAGUGGCCUGGGUAGAUCUCUCACAUAUGAUCAUCUUCUGCAACGUGCUGGACAAACGCCCCAAGCUUCGUUUCCUAAGACUACCGAUCCAGCCGACGAAUGCAGGUGGAUUGCCGGCUGUUCGGGACGUCUCGGUCCUUGAUGGCUUCAUCAAGAUGGUCGAGCUGCAGCACCGUGCCAAUGGUUGGAAGGCCACAAUAUGGAGCAUCAAGACUGGUAUCUUCUCCAAAAUGGCUUGGCGCGUCGAUUACCAGUUCGAUUCGUCUGAUAUACCCGAACCGUCGCUGCCUAAGCUGAAGCUCCCUGAAGGUGUCACGGCUCAGCCUACCUUGUCGACUCUCCAUAUUGGCCUGCCCAAGCUGAGCCUGCCAGAUGAUGGAAUUCUUUAUUUACUAGCCAAGAUUGACUACCGUGACAGGCAGCACACAGCGUGGGUGCUUGCUGUUGACAUGAAGAACAAGACUGUCCAGAGAGUGGCCGGGUUUAGCCCUAAGAGGGCUAUUGGUUUAUGCAGGGGCUACGAUUCAAGUACAAUCUCCAAAUAUCUCAAAGUUGCUUCAGGUACAAAAGAAAAUUAA
Molecule: messenger RNA, 1083 nt
Organism: Triticum turgidum subsp. durum (durum wheat)
Lineage: Eukaryota; Viridiplantae; Streptophyta; Magnoliopsida; Poales; Poaceae
Source: the annotation of a GenBank genome assembly